Molecule: messenger RNA, 1114 nt
Organism: Cucumis melo (muskmelon)
Lineage: Eukaryota; Viridiplantae; Streptophyta; Magnoliopsida; Cucurbitales; Cucurbitaceae
Product: probable carbohydrate esterase At4g34215
Exons: 2
Coding region: 80-832 (250 amino acids)
Source: RefSeq, a predicted model, not a curated record
CCAUCAUUUAACACCCAACCUCCAUGGUUACGGAAUAUGAAUUUAAAACACACCACCACCACAUCCUAUCAUCAAAAUCAUGGCAACGACGACCGACACAGAUCCCAUCCACGCAGAUCCACCUCCAAACAAGCAGAUCUUCAUCCUCUCCGGACAAAGCAACAUGUCGGGACGCGGCGGCGUCUUAAAGAAGCUCCGCCAAUGGGACGGCGUGGUUCCACCAGAAGCACAGCCACACCCGUCGAUAUUCCGUCUGAGCGCGAAGAAGCAUUGGGAGGCGGCGCGUGAGCCACUACACGCCGACAUCGACACAAAGAAGACGUGCGGGGUGGGGCCGGGGAUGGUGUUCGCGAACGGAGUGAGAGAGCGGGUGGGGACGGUGGCGCUAGUGCCGUGCGCAGUCGGAGGAACGGCGAUCAGGGAGUGGGCGCGCGGGGAGAAGCUGUAUGAGGAGAUGGUGAAGAGGGCGAGAGAGAGUGUGAAGGGCGGUGGGGAAAUUAAGGCGAUUUUGUGGUUUCAAGGGGAAAGUGACACCACUACUGAACAUGACGCUGAUGCGUAUCGGGGGAAUAUGGAAGCCUUUGUUGCUAAUGUGCGCCGGGAUUUGGCCUUGCCUUCUCUCCCAAUCAUUCAGGUUGCACUGGCAUCAGGAUUGAAGUACAUUGAAAAAGUGAGGGAGGCUCAAUUGGGGAUGAAAAUGGAGAAUUUGGUGUGUGUUGAUGCAAUGGGAUUGGAACUCCAAGAAGACAACCUCCAUCUCACAACUCCUUCUCAGGUCAUUUUAGGGCAAAUGUUGGUUGAUGCCUAUUUCACCCACUUUACUUCACCAUGAGUAGUUAUCUUUGAUAACUAUUUGGUUUCGUAAUGUGUCGCACUUCCAAAGCUAAAGUUUAAGUGUUUAACAAUAAUUUUGAUCAGCAGAUGAGUCUACUGUAGAUCGACUUCAAGAGCAAAAGUGGAUCUCAACUUUGUUAUAUUCGAAAAUUCUUUUGCAAUGUGCUAUAUGUUGUUAACGGUUUUUGCAUCUGCUUGCUGUAUUUGUAACUGUUCAUUUAUUUUUAAUUUUUUGGUUCCUUAAAAAUCACUUAUAUAUAUUACUUUCACGUUUGAUGUU